AGCAUUCGCACAGCACGGAGCGGAGACGCUUAGGCUACUUCUCCUGCGCCACCGCAACCCUCGACGACUGCUGGCGCUGCGACCGCAAAUGGCAGCUCCGCCGCAAACGCCUCGCCGACUGCUCGAUCGGAUUCGGCCGCAACGCGAUCGGCGGCCGCGACGGCCGCUACUACGUCGUGACCGACCCCAACGACGACGAUCCCGUCAACCCCGUCCCGGGAACGCUCCGCCACGCCGUGAUCCAGAACGAGCCGCUCUGGAUCGUCUUCAAGCGCGACAUGGUCAUAACCCUAAAGCAGGAGCUGAUCAUGAACAGCUUCAAGACCAUCGACGGCCGCGGCGUCAACGUCCACAUCGCCAACGGCGCGUGCCUCACGAUCCAGUACGUGACUAACAUUAUUGUUCAUGGGAUUCAUAUUCAUGAUUGUAAGCCCACGGGUAACGCGAUGGUGAGAAGCUCACCGUCGCAUUACGGGUGGAGAUCGAUGGCUGAUGGUGACGCGAUCUCGAUCUUUGGGUCGAGUCAUAUCUGGAUUGAUCAUAACUCGCUCUCGAAUUGCGCUGAUGGGCUUGUGGAUGCCGUUAUGAGCUCCACUGCGAUUACAGUCUCUAACAACUUCUUCACUCACCACAAUGAGGUUAUGUUGUUGGGGCAUAGUGAUUCAUACACAAGGGACAAAGUGAUGCAAGUUACAAUUGCUUACAACCAUUUUGGUGAGGGUCUUAUCCAGAGAAUGCCAAGGUGUAGGCAUGGAUACUUCCAUGUAGUGAACAACGACUACACACACUGGGAAAUGUAUGCUAUUGGUGGUAGUGCUGGUCCGACUAUCAACAGUCAGGGGAAUCGAUUUCUUGCCCCAGUAAACCCAUUUGCUAAGGAGGUGACUAAGAGGGAGUACACGGGACAAUCAAAAUGGAAGCACUGGAAUUGGAGAUCAGAAGGAGAUCUUUUCUUAAACGGAGCAUUUUUCACACGGUCUGGGGCUGGAGCUGGAGCCGGCUACGCCAGAGCUUCGAGUUUGUCGGCCAAAUCAUCCUCACUCGUAGGCACCAUGACCUCUUACUCUGGUGCUCUUAACUGCAGAGCCGGUCGCAGGUGUUAAUAGAUCAAAUAAUCAGUAAACCAUUUUCUUGGCGAUAAGUUUUACCGAAUCUCUCAGCCUCUCGUUUUCUUCUUUAUUUUAACUUUUGGGUUCAUGCGAUAUAACACUCUUCCCUAUUGGAUGCGGAGGCCUAGUUUAAACGCCCUCAAGUGUAAUAUAAAGUUGUAUGAAUAUUCUUCUUGUCACCUCCGUUGAUAUAAAGUUGUUUCUUUAGUCGUUUA
This is a messenger RNA of Brassica napus (rape), 1324 nucleotides long. Its product is annotated as probable pectate lyase 8. Gene Ontology annotation, molecular function: pectate lyase activity. Bases 279 to 1103 code for a protein of 274 amino acids. Lineage: Eukaryota; Viridiplantae; Streptophyta; Magnoliopsida; Brassicales; Brassicaceae. The record is from RefSeq and is a predicted model, not a curated record. The transcript is spliced from 4 exons.